Colletotrichum destructivum is the source of this 765-nucleotide messenger RNA. RefSeq lists its product as uncharacterized. NCBI's taxonomy places the organism in Eukaryota, Fungi, Ascomycota, Sordariomycetes, Glomerellales, Glomerellaceae. The record is from RefSeq and is a predicted model, not a curated record. The transcript is spliced from 2 exons. The coding region runs from base 1 to 765 and encodes 254 amino acids.
AUGGAGUAUACUGCCAUUGCGAUGGACGGCACCAUGAACGCCACUGUCAACACCGGCAACAUUCUCGAGGCUAGAAUACUCGCCACAGGUCCUUCUCACCUUAUUAAGAAGCGCCUAGCCGACUGGCCCCGGAGCAAUUAUCGCAAGUCCGGGAGCUGGAGCUCGAGACGUGAGUCCUCGGUCGACCCCGAGGACCUCGCCAUCGUGACGAGCAACAUGCCAGAGGGUCGCUAUGCGGAUGAGUGUACCGUCGAGGAGGCCGAUGAUGACUUCUCACUGUGUACAAACGACGGCUCGCCCCGUUACAACCAGAGGGUCAGGAGCUUGCCGCAGGUCCCCUGUCCUCCUCGACCGGGCCCAAGGUCAAGUACCGCAAGCCCCUUUCUUGGAGAUCUAAAUGUACCUUCAUGGCGACUUCAAAAAACUUCGGCAGCCUCGUCACCGCCGUCUCCGAGGUCGACUUGUUUGAGAAGUUUGCUAUCGAUGACAGCGCAACGUUGUCGGUUCCUCGACCUUAAAACCACUGAUGCCGUCCUAAUGAAUGAUUACACCGUCAUAAAGGAGGCUGACGGGGAGAUUUGUUUUGCGUCCUUCGUCGAGUUCAUCUACAUUCGGACCACCAUAUCCUGCCUCCCAGAUCCUGACCACCCUGGAGGCAUCCGGAUCAUGGAGGAAACCAUCGACUGGGCCAAUGGAGAGGAUACCACCGUCACUUUCGUCGAGUUCAUCUUCUCCGACACAUACACAGCCCACACUCUUUGGUGA